Molecule: messenger RNA, 1060 nt
Organism: Schizophyllum commune H4-8
Lineage: Eukaryota; Fungi; Basidiomycota; Agaricomycetes; Agaricales; Schizophyllaceae
Product: adenylate kinase
Exons: 4
Coding region: 212-982 (256 amino acids)
Biological process (GO): ADP biosynthetic process
Cellular component (GO): cytoplasm; mitochondrion
Molecular function (GO): AMP kinase activity; ATP binding
Source: RefSeq, a predicted model, not a curated record
ACACGACUGAGGCGUCCCGUAGGACCGCAAAGGUCGCCGUGCAGCGCAAGCGGCGCAGCGCGGAGCCCCCGACGCGGUGCGCUGGCUGCCACGCGCACCCGGCUCGUCCCGAGGAAAUUCCCACGAGAAUAGACGGACGCUUGGCGGUUUUUAUUCGAGCACGGCGCGCGUUGCUGGCGUUCCCUUGCGUUCGAACACGACCACCACAACAAUGGGUGCAUCCGACGAGCUCGACUACCUCAAGACCCUGGUCUCUCAGCUCAAUGAGAAGAUCAAGGCGCUAGAGGUCAAGGCCUCGGCCUCCGCGCCGCGCUCGCCUGUCCAGCAGCUGCGCACGAUUCUCGUUGGGCCGCCGGGUGCUGGCAAGGGCACACAGGCCCCCCGCAUCCGCGACGAGUUCUGCGUGUGUCACCUCGCCACCGGCGACAUGCUGCGUGAGCAGGUCGCCGCGAAGACGCAGCUCGGCGUGGAGGCGAAGAAGAUAAUGGACGCCGGCGGGCUGCUCCCGGACGACAUUGUCGUCAACAUGAUCAAGGACCAGCUCGAGAACAACAAGGCGUGCAAGAACGGCUUCGUCCUCGACGGUUUCCCCCGCACGGUUGGCCAGGCUCAGAAGCUCGACGGCAUGCUCUCGGACCGCAAGGAGAAGCUGGACUCUGUCGUUCAGCUCCUCAUUGACGACCAGCUGCUCAUCUCGCGUAUUACCGGCCGCCUCAUCCAUCCUGCCUCCGGACGGACGUACCACAAGGAGUUCUCCCCGCCGAAGAAGCCUAUGGUCGACGACGUCACCGGCGAGCCCCUCAUCCAGCGCUCAGACGACAACGCAGAGACAUUGCGCAAGCGGUUAGCGACCUACCACACGCAGACCGGCCCCGUCGUCGACUACUACCGCAAGAAGGGCAUCUGGCACGGCGUAGACGCGGCGCAGUCCCCCGCCGUCGUCUGGGAUAACCUCCGUAAAAUCUUUGUCCAGAAGUCAUAGAGCAGAUGAGACGAUGCAUAGAGUUCGAUACCCCUGUACAUAUUGCUGAGUAUUUAAUAUGUUCGAGGUAUGUGUCUC